GUCCAGCCCACAGAGGCUCGGAUGAGGAAGUAGCUACACUGAUGAUACGUGCCCCGAAUAAGGAAUAGGACAGCACGAAAAAAGUUUCCCAGCAGCCAUGAAGCUACGACUGCACUUCGUGGUGGACCCUAUGGGCUGGCUGUGUAUCAGCAUGGUGUUUGGGAUCUGGCUCUACAACACCUUCUUCAUCCCUAAACUGGUUCUGCUUCCACACUACAACGAGGGACACAUCCCCUGGGCCAUCGUAGUUUGUUAUUACAUCGCAUCAGGACUCUGCUUGGCGGCCCUCUUCAGAGCUUCUACGGCGGAUCCUGGCCGUCUUCCUGUAGACCCCAAAAUACCUCACUCCGAGCGAGAGCACUGGGAGUUGUGCAAUAAAUGCAACUUGAUGAGACCCAAAAGGUCCCACCACUGCAGUCGGUGUGGCCACUGUGUGCGCAAAAUGGACCACCACUGUCCUUGGAUCAAUAACUGUGUGGGAGAAGACAACCACUGGCUCUUCCUGCAGCUCUGUUUCUACACUCAGGUUCUCAGUCUGUUCACCCUGGUGCUGGACUUCUGCCAGUACUAUUACUUCCAGCCACUCACAGGACUAGACCAGGAGAAGUUUACAACUCACCAUGAACUGGCUCUGAUGAGAGUCUCAACGCUGAUGGGUCUCAUGAUGUUUGGUGGCAUGAGCAGCUUGUUUUACACUCAGAUGGCUGGCAUCCUCUCUGAUACUACCACCAUUGAGAAGAUGGCUCAGUUCUCAAAUGAAGUAUAUGGCUCAAAGAAAUCCUGGCAGUGGGCGCUCACUGAAGUUUGUGGCACUCGCUGGAAACUCCUGUGGCUCAUCCCGCUCCGAAACAGGCAGCCGAUCCAAGCCAGUCACCACUUCCGCACCCACGUCUAGGGCCGGUAGGUCCACAGUACCUCCUGCCUGCACAGAUGGUAGGUGCUGCCAUGAUGAAACACUGAAAACACACUUUGAAUCCAUCUGCUCGCCUUCACCGUCCUCUUUUGUGCUGUUGGAGCCGGGCAGCAGGUUUGUGGAUAUUCUCCGCUUUUUUUCUUCUUUUUUUUGCCUUUCUCCACAAGGCCUGACAGUAAACAGGGUCAAGAAACACCUAAGGGAGUGAUGGGAAAAUGUUGCUUUUUUUACUCACUGUGACUGCUACUUUCAGCAUUUUGAAAACACUUUUAAUGGCUAUUCGAAGGAAUGGAAAAGCUGGCGAAAGGGACCCCUCUCAGGUUACUUUGACAAAGAGCCUUCACUACUGACCUUUAAUCAGCUACAGACAGAACCAGAGUGACUGUAAGAAAGGCGUGUUUUUGUAUAAAGUUUGUGCCUUGUUUCUUUUAACUAUGCCAUUUUGAUUUGUCAUGCAUGAGCAGUUUUUCUAUGUGUUCUUGGUGAUCUUAUUGUGAAUAGUGAAGGGAUCUGGAUAUCCUUUAACCUGUGAUCAUAUGAUGAUUCAUGAAUGUUUCUCUUGGAUUGUUCUCUGAACACUUGAUCUAUUAAGGGAUGUUUUAUGACGCUUGAUCACAGAGCAAAUUCCAUAACUUGAAUACUGAUACAUGACAUUUUUAUGACACACAUGACAGGCCAGGUAUGAAGGUGUGUAGUAGCAAGCCGACAGUUAGCACUUCACCGUGCCAUGGAAAAAACGUAGAAACAACUUUAUACUAUCGGUCAAGGCUGUAAAUGUCAUAGUCAAACCUGCUGUAUAAUCAAGAUGUUUCUCUGAGUAUAAUAGACAUUCCACAGCCAAUUAAUAUUAUCACCUUAUCAUAUCCUGUUGUGUAACUCUUAUUGAAAGGGUUUAAGUGUCAAAUGUUAUCCUCAAAGAUAAACCACUUUGUUUAUGUUGCAAGAAUAGUUUGACUUUUUGGGAAAUACAAUGAUAUCAAUCUUCUCAUCUAAGUCUGUAUAAAUAAAGAAAUAUUAGUAAUUACUUGAAUAUCUAACUUUUCCUUUAACUCAGUCUAUCGACCAUAGCACUUACAAUGCAUGAGCACAAAUUAAUUUCUCAUUUGACUAGAAUUUGUGGUUUAUAUGCUUUUAAAGUUACGUUUUAAAUGUGUCUGAAUGUCUGUGAAUGCAUAACUUUAAUAAUAGAACAACAACUAGCAGAUAAGUCUACAUGUGGUGACACUUGACAAAACACUGAUUUAUGUAUGCUGGUUUUGCUGUAAAGCUAUAGUACUGUUUAGAGAUGUUAUUGAAUCAUUUAACAGGAUAUAUAAGGAGAAGAUGAUUCAUUACAUAAUUAUAAAGCGUGGUUGUCACAGUGUGUAAAACUUGACAAUCCUAUAGAUAAACCUGUACGUAAACAAAGCUUGCCAAGUGUGGGAAAUAUAACAAUAUCCAAGUAGUUUUAAGUGCCUUUUAUAGGUGUUAUUUUUACUCUCACGGUACAUCAUCAUUAUCACGUUGGUCUCCAUCAAAGCCAAAGACCUGGGGAAACGUUGCAAUAGUCAACAAGCAUUCAGUAAAAUGCAUGUUUCACCAAAUGUAUGAUGGUAGAGGUUCAAUAUUAUGCACUGUUUUUCACACUGGUACUCAGUGAGUUUUACUGGAUAUAUUGAAAGGAAGUCUCAAUUUAAAGUUAUUGUAUUUAUGUGUUUUAUUCAUAUUUUAAAUCAGAUUGUUUGCUUUUGCACGAGUGUGUGUUGAUAAGUGGUUUUUAUAACUCGGAUUCAGGUUCUUGUUUGUGAUUUGUUUUAUUUUGCGGUGGGAUAAAGACUGGGCAAAUGUGUAUGAUUGUCAUAUAAUAAGGGGGUACCGAUCACUUUUAGAAAUAUGUUUUAAAAGCAAUAAGCAUUGUGUACAAGUAAAAGCCAUUGUAUUGUUACAACAGUAGUGGAAUUCUCAAAUGUAUUUUGAAGUAUGUAAACUGGACAGAUGACGUACUAACCAGCGUUUACUUGACAUCAAUACUUCAGUAACCUCAGCCAGAAUUAACACUACUGUAGCUGCUUUGUGUAGUUUUACAGUUUUUUCAUUUACAGUAUAAGACUGGUUUGAGUUUGUUAGAUUUGAAUACAGAGCUGCAGACUGGAGGUGUGCGAUCUGGCGUCCCCCAGGGCUCUCAGUUGGUAUCUGUGCAAUUUUCUUCACACUGUCCUUUUGCUGUACUCCAAAUGUGUUUCAAGCUUUAUUGUUUUUGAUUCAUACCUCAAACACUGGUUACGUUUUGUGAAUUAAAUAAAUACACAAUGAAUAUGUCA
Molecule: messenger RNA, 3213 nt
Organism: Trematomus bernacchii (emerald rockcod)
Lineage: Eukaryota; Metazoa; Chordata; Actinopteri; Perciformes; Nototheniidae
Gene: zdhhc21
Product: zinc finger DHHC-type palmitoyltransferase 21
Exons: 8
Coding region: 98-895 (265 amino acids)
Biological process (GO): protein targeting to membrane; peptidyl-L-cysteine S-palmitoylation
Cellular component (GO): Golgi apparatus; endoplasmic reticulum
Molecular function (GO): protein-cysteine S-palmitoyltransferase activity
Source: RefSeq, a predicted model, not a curated record